Messenger RNA from Euleptes europaea (tarantolino), 2970 nucleotides. RefSeq names its product E3 ISG15--protein ligase HERC5-like. Bases 1 to 2970 code for a protein of 989 amino acids. NCBI's taxonomy places the organism in Eukaryota, Metazoa, Chordata, Lepidosauria, Squamata, Sphaerodactylidae. The record is from RefSeq and is a predicted model, not a curated record. Gene Ontology annotation, molecular function: ubiquitin protein ligase activity. The transcript is spliced from 24 exons. Gene Ontology annotation, biological process: protein ubiquitination; ubiquitin-dependent protein catabolic process.
AUGCCCAGGCGGCGGGGCCCUAGGCACGGGGCGGCCUCGUCGUUGCUCUUCUUCCCCAAGGCCCCCUUCUUCCAGGAGGACCCUGGCCCCAUCCGCCAGAUCAGCUGCUGGCGAGGCUGCCUGGCUGCUGCGAAGACCGACGGGACGGUCGCUCUUUGGGUCGGCGCGCAGUUGGGAGGCGGCCGGAGCCCCGCUGGGAUGCCCAGGCACAUUAAGCUGAAAAACAAUGUCAAGGUGAAUUUAGUGGACUGCGAGACAUCUCAUCUGCUCAUUCUCUCAUCGGAAGGAAAACUUUCUGAGCACGGACUUGUUAAGUCAGAGCCAAGACUGCUGAAAGAAUUAGGAAACAAACAAAUUAUUCAAAUCGCAUGUGGCGACCAUCAUUCCAUGGCUCUGUCGAAAGGAGGAGAGCUCUUCAGCUGGGGUCAAAAUGAACAUGGUCAACUUGGCUUGGGAAGAGAGAUAAGCGCUGCCAGGGAGCCACAGCUGGUGCAGGCUCUCGAAGGCAUUCCUCUGGCCAAGAUCGCAGCUGGAGGAUCUCACAGUAUGGCAGUCUCUCUGUCUGGAUCAGUCUACUCUUGGGGAAAGAACACCUUUGGGCAGCUGGGACUUGGACAUACAGAAGACAGGAAUUCCCCCACAUAUGUGAAUGCAUUGGAGCAUAAGAAGACUGUGUUCAUUUCAUGUGGAGGAGAGCACACUGCAGUUCUUUCAAAGGAUGGACUGGUCUGCACUUUUGGAGCUGGCUGCCACGGCCAGCUAGGCCACAACUCCACGCGCAACGAGCUGUUUCCGCGUUUUGUGGCAGAGCUGUUUGGUGUUCGAGUGUCUGAGGUGGCCUGUGGGAGAUGGCACACACUUGUCUAUGUCACAGACCUGGGGAAAGUCUACUCAUUUGGUUCUGGAUCCGAAGGGCAGCUUGGCAAUGGGAGAAAGUGUGACCAGUUGAUACCCCUUCCUGUUGACUUGACUGAGAAGGGCAGGAAAUCCAACCAAGAAGGGAGUGCUUCAGAGGAAAAUAUUAAAAUAAUUGCUGGAGAUAACCAAAGUAUUGUGAUUUCUCUGAAGGAAAAGAAUUCAUGUGCCAGUUUAAACCAGACAGUUGCCAGAAUAGAAGAGGAAGAGAUAGAUAAAUGGGUUUCUGAUUUGGACCCUAAACACUGGCGGAACGUAAGACAGGACAUUAACUUGAUCUUCUCAUCGGUGGCCUGUGUCAAUGGAAGCUUCCUGAACAAGAGUCAAGACAAACAUUUCAGAACAUCUCAGGAGGUUGCAGGUAUAAAUAUGUCUGCUGUGCUUCUUUUCUCUGCUAAGAUUGCAGAAAAGCCUAAAGUCUGCACAGAGGUGCUGAAUGCUGUUAGAAAGCUUGUAGAGUCCCUGCGUUCCUCUGCCACUUCCCCUGAAGCGCUCAGAGUCUUCCUCAUCAUGCCUGUAAUCUUACGGAAGCCGUACCUCCAGUCAGAUACUCUGCUUAGCCAGUUGGCAGGAGUCAUUGUGGGUCUUCAGCCAGAAGGCUGGCAAAUGCUUGAAUCUCUGUGGUCCAACUUAGACUUCCCCUUCUUCAAGGAUGUAGUGGAUGUCUAUCAAAGACUUUCCAGUGUCAAAAUAUCUUGCAUCAUUGAACAGAUGAGAUCUUUUGAGAGGGUAUAUAGACAUGGGGAUGUAGCUUGCCCUCUCCAGAUCCUACAGGUGCUAUAUGAGGUAAAUAGCAGGACUGGUUUCAGGAUCCAGGAAAAAAACUUUUAUGUUCCUGAAGUGAAAAAAAUGCUGCACUUGCCUGUUUUUUUUGCUUUUGAAGUUCUCAUUCCGGUCCCUUGUGUCUUGGAUAUGGAAGCAAAGAUUCUACUGCAUGAUGUAGACCGCUGCAUAGUGUCCCAAAUGCACAUCUUGCUAAACCUUGAUGGUGCAAGCACAGUCACACAACUAAACGUGAGGAGGCAACAUCUGGUGCAAGAUACGUGGGUGUGUAUAAGGAAUAUGCAAGCAGCCCAGUUCCGACCGUUCCUCAUAGUGGAUUUCAUUGGAGAACCUGGAAUUGAUGAUGGAGGGCCGUCCCAAGAGUUCUUUACAAUCCUCGUAAGGGAACUGUGUGCUCCAGAAACACAGAUUUUUCAGCAGUUUGAAGAGUCCCAUCUGAUUUGGUUUUCCAGCCAGGCACCAGCAGAGGAAGACAUAUAUUUUCUGAUUGGGAAUCUAUUUGGAAUGGCGCUCUAUAAUAAGAAGAUUGCUGCCUUCCCUUUCCCUCUCGCUCUGUUCAAGAAGAUGACAAAUGUUCCAGUGACUCUGGAAGAUUUGAAAGAGCUCUCCCCUGUAGAAGGAAGGUGUCUUCAAGCAGUCUUGGAUGAGCAAUACGAUGACAUCUUGGAAAUCAUGAUGCUGGAUUUCACAGUAAUGAAAGAAGAAGGAGGAUCUAAAGUUUCCGUCGAAUUGAAAGACAACGGUGCCAACAUUCCUGUCACUAAGUACAACAGGCAAGAAUACAUUGAUGCAUACGUGAAUUACAUAUUCAACGAUUCCGUCGAGGAGCAGUUUAAGGAUUUCAUGUGUGGGUUUUUAAGAGGCUGCCCAGCUAAAAAUUGGAAAGUCUUCCUUCCUGUUGAGCUCCGGAUUGUUCUACUUGGCCAUACAAAAUACAAUUGGGAACAACUAGAAAAGAAUGCAAAGUAUAAUGGUUAUGAAGAGUCAGAUGAAACAAUCAAGAAUUUUUGGGCCGUGUUUCAUGACCUUCCAGAAGAAAAGAAGAAGGAUUUUCUCGCUUUUCUUACAGGAACGGACCGCAUUCCAAGUCAAGGGAUGGAAAGGUUCGUGUUCACUAUUGAGGAUGCCAGAAAAGAAGAUCCAGACCAGUGGUAUCCUGUAGCCAGGACCUGUUUUCAAACCUUGACCCUUCCAAGAUACAGUAACCAAGAUGUUCUCCGGAAAAUGUUCCUGUUUGCACUAGAGCACUAUGAAAAGUUUGGUCUGUCUUAA